GAAGAAUGUGAUAUGUUAAAACUGAUUUCCCUAUUCUCUUGUCUUUGAAAUUUGCUGUUCUUAUUUUAUCGUGUAAUUUUUUUCUCAAUAAUAUACCGAUAUAAUGCAAUACCCGUGUUAUUAGUAUUCUCACAAAAACAACUUAUAAAUUUAUGCCCUAACUCAACAUCUAUUUUUCACUUUAAAUCUUGCAUUGGAAUAGAGAUCGAUGAUUAUUUAUCUCUUUUACAUUACACAAACAAAACUUGUCUCUUUAACCCUUUCCUUUACGUAAAAGUGACACUAAUGGCAUGUAAUUCGUGCGCAAAACCCUUUACAUUAUUUCGGAAGCAGAAAGGAUGCCCCAAUUGUGGCUUUAUAUUUUGUUCUAAAUGUUUAGAACAUAAAAUAUUUGUGCAAAAACUGAAUGAAGAGGCCAAGGUCUGUAUGAAAUGUGCAAAAACAGACAACCAAUGUGAACCAAGAAAAGUUGAACCUCCAGAUGCAUAUUACAAGAGAAUAGGUGCAAGAACAAAUCAAAUGUACAAUUCAGCAGCAGGAAAUUCCAAAGAUCAGGAAAUAGCUGAGAGAUUAAGUAAAUUAAAGCAAGGUAAGACUGAACAUCAACUGAAACCUGAAGAAGAAAUAGCAAAGCGCCUACAGCAUCUUAAAAGUAAUUUUCCAUCAACAUCAGAUAACCAACUACAGUUACGAUUGGCAAACUUAAGAGGAGUACCACUCAGUGUAGUUCAAAGUAAGCCUUCAUUGCCAGCACCAGACCUAAGAUCAGAGCAAGAGCAAGCAGAUGAUUUGUUAAAACAAUACAUGGAGCAAACAAAAAUUGAUAAUACAUAUAAAGAUGAAUUUGAUACGUUAGUUAAUGAUAUGGAAGCAAGAUUACAAAAAAUUAAAGGAAGCAACUCUAUUAAACUAAGUAGUUCUCAAGAGCAACAAUCUGAAAAUGAAGAUGAAGAAACAGUAAAAAAAAUAAUUGAGAAGGUGAAAGCUGAAACAUUCUUGGAAGACCAAGUUUCUUCUACAACAAAUGAUGAACUACCUUUUUGUGAAAUAUGUAAUGAAGAUGCGAAAAUGCGCUGCCUGGGAUGUCGCUAUUUAUUCUGUAAACGCUGCUUCAUGGACCAUAAAGAUGAUGAAGAUGGAUGUGAUAAAUAUGAGCUCUAUCGACCACCAAAAGGCACCUAUACUGAUUAAUAUCCAGUGCUGAUUUUAUACUAUUUAUUCAUAUUAUUUGUUAUAUAAAAUAUGUAUAUAUAUAUUAUAUUGUGUAUAAUUUUGUGUAAAUAAAACAAAUUUUUAUUA
Galleria mellonella (greater wax moth) is the source of this 1299-nucleotide messenger RNA. Its product is annotated as abscission/NoCut checkpoint regulator. The coding region runs from base 286 to 1191 and encodes 301 amino acids. Lineage: Eukaryota; Metazoa; Arthropoda; Insecta; Lepidoptera; Pyralidae. Gene Ontology annotation, cellular component: centrosome; midbody; cleavage furrow. Gene Ontology annotation, biological process: mitotic cytokinesis checkpoint signaling; abscission. The transcript is spliced from 6 exons. Gene Ontology annotation, molecular function: metal ion binding; phosphatidylinositol-3-phosphate binding. The record is from RefSeq and is a predicted model, not a curated record.